AGCAGGGGGAGAGGAAUUCACCAGCUCUCCAGACCAGCAAAUCCUCUCCUCACCAUGCUUCCUCCUACCAUUCAUUUCUAUCUCAUUCCCUUUGCAUGCAUUCUCAUGAAAAGCUGUUUGGCUUUUAAAAAUGAUGCCACAGAAAUCCUUUAUUCACAUGUGGUUAAACCUGUUCCAGCCCACCCCAGCAGCAACAGCACGAUGAAUCAAGCUAGAAAUGGAGGCAGGCAUUUCAUUAACACUGGACUGGAUCGAAACACCCGAGUGCAAGUGGGGUGUCGGGAAUUGCGUUCCACCAAAUACAUCUCCGACGGUCAGUGCACCAGCAUCAGCCCUCUCAAGGAGCUGGUUUGUGCUGGGGAAUGCUUGCCCUUGCCAGUGCUCCCCAACUGGAUAGGGGGAGGCUAUGGAACCAAGUACUGGAGCCGGAGGAGCUCGCAGGAGUGGAGAUGCGUCAACGACAAGACAAGGACACAGAGGAUCCAGCUGCAAUGUCAGGAUGGAAGCACUCGCACCUACAAAGUCACCGUGGUCACCGCCUGCAAAUGCAAGAGGUACACGCGACAGCACAACGAGUCCAGCCACAACUUCGAGAGCAUGUCGCCUGCCAAGCCAGCCCAGCAUCACCGAGAACGGAAAAGAGCCAGCAGCAAACCCAGCAAGCACAGCCUGAGUUAGAAGUCAGACUCAAAAAAUGAGAGAGAGAGAGAGAGAGAGAGAGAGAGAGAGAGAGAGAGAGAGAGAGAGAGAGAGAGAGAGAGAUGAGUGAGAGAGAGAGAAGAGUGAGAGAGAGAGAGAGAGAGAGAGAGAGAGAGAGAGAGAGAGAGAGAGAGAGAGAGAGAGAGAGAGAGAGAGAGAGAAAACCACCUUAAAAAAUGAACUCGGUGGUAACCAAGCAUCUACUUUACAGAUUUUGGUGCUUGGAAGACUCAAGCCUGCCAUUGCUAUUUUCUCACUUGAAAAUAGAUGCUUUCCGCUCUGAUGGGCUUCAUCCAUUUGUCCUAAGUAGCAGGACCUUCUUUAGGGAAAAAAAAAAAAAUUCUGCUUUCAAGUUUGGCAAGAUGUAUGCCUGUUCCUGAACUCCAUUUGCAUUAAAUUCCAUGAACCCCUGAGUUUGAAUUCUCUGGUAUUCUGUAAAAAAACAAACAAACAAACAAACAAACAAACAGGUGAUACUAGAUCUAUCUACUUGCAUAGAUAUCACAACUUUUGAAAAGAGAAAAAGCCUACCAGUUUUUAUUCUACAAUGUCCAAACCCAAACCCGAAACUCCUUCAGAACUGAGAAGUUAAUAAAAAUGGUUGCAUUCAACAGAAACACUUGAGAAAGGUGCUUGUAGGUCAUGUGCAAGGUAACCGUUAUCAAAAGGAGUAGACUUCCUUUGAAACGGUGGAAGACCCUGUAACAAUUUCCUUCAAACAUAAGCCCUGUAAUUUUUUACAGUCUUACCAUAUGAAAUUGUACCCUGCAUGCUUACCCUAGCUUGGAAUGGAAUGCCAGGAAUGCAUGGGCAGCAGCUAAUAAGUAAAGCUGAUUAACUAUUUAUUUGUCAAUGUUAUUAUUUAAUAAGCUUUCACAUGUGAUUUUUUUUCAAAAUAUUAAUUUUGUAUGUUUGGAAGCUUUUUCAUAUAUCUAAAUAUUUUUCCUGUAUGAUUUGUGACUGAUCUAGAAGUAUGAGAGUUCUUUUGUAGAUAUGUAAAAUAAGUAUUUUAGUCUCCUAAUUGCAUAUAUGUUCCUUCUUAAACUGUAUGAAUCAUAUGGAUCUUUUAAAAUCUAUAAGAUGCUUUGUGAGGCUGACUUAUGUAAUACUUUCUUGUUUUAAUCUGUGCAAUGAAAAGGUGACCUGGCCUUCAGUUCCAUUGGUUUCUUUGAACAAAAAUAAACACUACUUACUACUAA
Molecule: messenger RNA, 1898 nt
Organism: Suncus etruscus (white-toothed pygmy shrew)
Lineage: Eukaryota; Metazoa; Chordata; Mammalia; Eulipotyphla; Soricidae
Gene: SOSTDC1
Product: sclerostin domain containing 1
Exons: 2
Coding region: 55-678 (207 amino acids)
Biological process (GO): negative regulation of Wnt signaling pathway; negative regulation of BMP signaling pathway
Molecular function (GO): BMP binding
Source: RefSeq, a predicted model, not a curated record